Onychostoma macrolepis is the source of this 967-nucleotide messenger RNA. It is a transcript of the gene bola1, whose product is annotated as bolA family member 1. Bases 328 to 765 code for a protein of 145 amino acids. Gene Ontology annotation, cellular component: mitochondrion. The transcript has 3 exons. The record is from RefSeq and is a predicted model, not a curated record. Lineage: Eukaryota; Metazoa; Chordata; Actinopteri; Cypriniformes; Cyprinidae.
UCAUUUCGAUAUUUGAUCAUGCAUUUUCUUUGUCACUUGUCAUUGUGCAAGAAAUUAGAUUUUAAAGAGCGGCGAUGAAGGCAAAUCUAGAAUAUGUCAUUUCUAACCUUUCGGCUGGAUGUUUUAUGAAGCUGCACGAAGUUUGCGGGUUAAAUAUACUAUUUAUUCAGUAUGACGUUUAUCGACGAGAUUGCUAAGUGUACCUGGUGCACAGACGAUUGUUGCAGUUUACUUUUAUACAAAAUUUGACAACGUUUUAACAAAAGUGUGUGUCAUCAGUGUCCCCUUUUGUAAAAUCCCUGCCAAAAGCUGAAAAGCUGUUCUCUGAUGCUGUCCAGUGCUCUCCGCUGCCUGCGUCCCUCCACCUGCACCCUUGCCUUAACCAGACAGCUGACCCAUCACCGGCCCAACAUGGGUCCUGUGGAAACCACAAUACGGACCAAACUGGCCCAGGCCCUCAAACCUGAGCACCUGGAGGUCAUGAACGAGAGUCACAUGCACGCCGUACCCACUGGUUCAGAGUCCCACUUCAGAGUUCUGGUGGUGAGUCCUCGGUUUGAGGGUCUUUCGCUCUUGCAGCGUCAUCGGCUUGUAAACGAGACCCUGCAGGAGGAGCUCAGCACCUGCGUUCAUGCCCUUGCCAUCCAGGCUAAGACGCCCCAGCAGUGGAGCAGCAACCCCAGCCUGGCCAAAAGCCCCCCGUGCAUGGGAGGAUCCAAGCAUGAUAACACGAUGGCUGAGAAACUGAAGGCGGGACAAGACUGACUGACAAAAUCGUAGUGUUGAUGGGUAUUUAGCAUUAUAAUCAAAUAUGAAGUGAUAUCAGUUGGUUUUUUGCACAUUUGCUUCAUGCAUAUUUCUCAUCUGGAGCUGACCGGGAUAUUUAGUUGACUUCAUACAAACAUUAUUGCCUUGGACUGGUUAAGUACUAUAAUAAAAUGUGAUUUAUGCUUCAUUUACAUCAGAA